Messenger RNA from Elaeis guineensis (African oil palm), 1803 nucleotides. The record is from RefSeq and is a predicted model, not a curated record. NCBI's taxonomy places the organism in Eukaryota, Viridiplantae, Streptophyta, Magnoliopsida, Arecales, Arecaceae.
AUGGGGAGGAAGGAAAGGGAGAAGAAUGGAUUACGGGUGAGGAGGGGUGGAGAUAGAAAAGGCCACCAUGGAGGAGGAUGGCUUAUGGGCGAGUUGGAUGAGGAGAAUGAGGAGGAAGGAAAGGAGGUGGAGGGAUGGGUGGAUUUGGAGAAGGAAGAGGAUGAUGAGGAAAAGAAUGGAGUGCAGCAAAGGAGGAACUCAUGGGAGGAUGGUGUCUCAGGAACCAACUGCCCAAUUCCACCUGGGAAGAACUUCACCUAUAUUUUGCAGGUGAAGGACCAAAUUGGCAGCUUCUUCUACUUCCCCUCACUUUACUUCCACAAGGCAGCCGGUGGCUUCGGUGGUUUUCGAAUCCUUAGCCGGCCUCUCAUCCCUGUCCCCUUCCCGGAGCCUGCCGGUGACUCCACAAUCCUCAUCGGCGAUUGGUACAAGGCCAAUCAUAAAGUUUUGAGAGCCAGGCUAGACCGUGGCAAGAAGCUUCCUUUCCCUGACAGCAUUCUCAUUAAUGGCCGUGGUCCCAACGGCGCUUCUGUUACGGUUGAACAAGGCAAGACUUACAGGCUUCGGAUCUCAAAUGUGGGGCUACAACAUUCACUCAACAUCCGAAUCCAAGGUCACAAAAUGAAGCUGGUGGAGGUGGAGGGAACUCACACCCUCCAGAACACAUACUCCUCCAUUGACAUCCAUGUUGGCCAGUCAGUAUCGGUUCUUGUCACCGCCGACCAGCCGCCGAAGGACUACUAUAUCGCUGUCUCCACCCGUUUCACCACCACCAUCCUAACAACCACUGCUGUUCUUCACUACAGCAACUCGAGGGACAAAGUUUCUGGCCCAAUUCCUGGUGGGCCGACCAACCAGAUUGACUGGUCUCUUAAUCAGGCCCGUUCCUUCCGGACCAACCUUACUGCUAGUGGACCGAGGCCAAACCCCCAGGGUUCAUACCACUACGGCAUGAUCCCUGUCACCCGCACCAUCAGGCUCGCCAACUCGGCCGCCCAGGUGAACGGCAAGCAACGUUAUGCAGUUAACAGCGUUUCCUACGUCGAGCCGGACACCCCCUUAAAACUAGCAGACCACUUCAAGAUUGGAGGAGUUUUCCGGCUUGGAAGCAUCUCUGAUAAUCCCACAGGUGCAAAUGUCUACCUCGACACCUCAGUGAUGGCUGCUGACUUCCGAAAAUUCGUAGAAAUUGUGUUCGAAAACAAGGAGAGCAUUGUCCAGUGCUGGCACCUUGAUGGCUAUAACUUCUGGGUCGUGGGGAUGGAUGGUGGGAAUUGGAGUCCGGUUAGUAGAAAAGGAUACAAUCUUAGAGAUGCAGUAUCUCGCUGCACCAUCCAAGUAUAUCCCAGGUCAUGGACGGCAGUGUAUAUUAUGCUUGACAAUGUGGGGAUGUGGAACUUGAGGACUGAGUUCUGGGCACGUCGAUAUCUUGGGCAGCAAUUUUAUCUGCGUGUAUAUUCUCCACUCGAAUCCAUAAGGGAUGAGUAUCCGAUCCCCAAGAAUGCCCUGCUCUGCGGCAAGGCAACUGGCCGACAUACUCGCCCUCUCUGAACUUGGCCAUGCAAGAUUAGAUAAUAAUUGAGUAAAAAGAAAAUAUAUGGAUGGACUUUAUACAUAAAUAAUUUAUAUGCUACAGUUCCAUUUGGUGGUUUCAGCAAAAGAUUUUUAGCUUCAAGUCAAAGUAUAGAUGGGGCGGCUGCCUUCUCUUCCCAAAGGGAACCAUGGAGAAUCACUAGGAGAAACUAAAAAUAUCUCUGCUAAGAAGGAUAUCUGUUUCAUUACCUUAACGAAACUCUAUUAACU